GAGAAAGAGAGAGGGAGAGAGAGAGGGGGAGAGUGAAAGAGAGACAAACAGGGAAGCGCCUGAGUGAGAAACAGAGCGGGCAUAGUGGUACCACUCCACAGGAACUACUCCACUGCACACUUGCUCUGGCUGGCUCACUGUCUUUCCCUCUCUCUUGCUCAAACACACACACACACACACGCACGCACGCACACACACACACGUAGCUCUCUCUGGACUGGCCGCAGAGAUGGGGUCAGCCACUGAGACCAGCGACGAGGACCAGCAUCCAGUGGACAUAACUGGGGUUUGACACUGAGCCAUACACAUAUACGCACUAAAACAUACAUACAAACACACACACACACACACACACACACACACACACACACACAGUGGGGGAGUACUCUACUUCAUCUCCAACAAAAUCUUGCAAGAGGAAGAGGAGUGGUCUAUCAGCCAUGACAGGGGGUGUGUUCAAAGCCUUUGCCGUGCUCCUGUUGGUCCACGUGGCGUCGGCCUGCCCCAAGGAGUGCACGUGUGACUCCCACGCCAAAGCGGUGGACUGCCGCGGCCAGGGCCUCUACGACAUCCCGCGGCACCUGCAGGCCGACACGCUGGAGCUGCACCUGCAGGACAACCGCAUCCGCGGCCUGGGCUCCAUGGCGUUCCGCGAGACGCCGCAGCUGCGCGUGCUGGACCUCACCAACAACUCCAUCACGUCGGUGUCGCCCAGCGCGCUCCUGGGCCUGCGCUCGCUGCGCCAGCUCAGCCUGGCGCACAACGGCGUGCGUGAGCUCGACCGGCGGCUGCUGGGCUCGGUGCGCAACCUCACGGCGCUGGACCUGUCGCACAACGCCAUCGCGGGCUUGCCCGGCGCGCUGGCCGACAGCAUGCGGCAGCUGCGGCACCUCUCGCUGCAGCACAACCGGCUGCAGAAGCUGGACCGCAGCCACCUGGAGGCGCUAGAGAGCUUGGAGGGGCUACAGCUGCGGGGGAACCCCUGGCGCUGUGACUGCCACAUGAUCGCGCUCAAGCUCUGGCUGGAGACCUUCCUCUUCAAGGGUGGUGUGGUAGACGAGGUCACCUGCACCCAGCCUGAUGCCAUGAAAGACAAGGACCUACAGCAGGUCCCAUACGAGCUCUUCCACUCCUGCAUGGCCACCAGCUACCACUACCUGUUCGCCAACCUGCGCCACCUCGAGUCAGAGCACCGGCACCGCGAUGACCACCUGCACCUGCCGGAGCUCGGGGGUGGUGGAGGAGAGGGGGGUGGCAGCUCGCUACCCGAGUGUGAGCCCAAGCAGCGGCCGCGUCCGGUCAACCUGCGGCACGCCAUCGCCACGGUGGUGAUUACCGGCGUGGUGUGCGGCAUCGUGUGCCUGAUGAUGCUAGCGGCGGCCGUUUACGGCUGCGCCUACGCGGCCAUCAUGGCGCGCUACCAGCGCGACCUGAAGAAAGCCGAGGAGCGGGCAGCGGCCGCCGCCGUGUCCCUGCCCGACAAGGAGAAGGAGAAGACGGGCACGGCCGACGAGAAGGAACCGCUGGAGAAUACCAUAGCCUGAGCGAGAGUGCGCGUGUGUGCGUGGGCACGCAUGUAAUGUCGUAACACAAAGGCGGUGGGAUGUGACUGGAGUCCUGUGAGCAGACGAUGCAAAGACGCUGACACAAAUGUAAGACCUGUUGCCAUCAAGCACACACACACACACACACACACACACACACACACACACACACACACACACACACACACACACAAUAUUCACACAUUUACUUCUUUAUUUGUGUCCACAAUUCAGAAUUAAUAUAUAUAUAUAUUAUACAGGACAUACAUUUGAAAGGUGCAAACAUUGUUCAGACAUGAUUCAAUCAUAUGACUCUGUUGACAAUAAUAAAACAAGAGUGCAGCAGAUGUUAUGGGUACAUACUGUACGACACCUUCUUCUCCAAAUGUGGCUACUUGGUUACUUCCAAUAAUGGAUGAAACACACACACACACACACACACACAGGCAGAACAUGACCAAAAUAACCUGCACACACACAGAAAUACACACAUGUACAUUUUGAACUUAUACCUUUUCCACUGGAUAUGCCAACAAAAGCACACACACACUUCCUAAUUAUACAUAUAUAAGAACUCUGAAAACUCCAGACACAACAGAGCCAAGUACAACACACACACAAACACACACACACAGCAUCAAGGCACUCACCCAUGCCUGCAUUUUUUUAGACUGCAGAUAGGACUGGACUUGGUGCUGAGCAGUCUGGCAACUAACCAAACCUUGCACACACACUUCGCCCCUUUGCUCCUCGUCUUUGCCCCUUUAAUACAUACAGUGCAGGCCUCUGGCGGAUUCCCGGGAUGCUGGGACAUGUGGACCCUCACUGGACUGGAGUUUGAAAAUGUGAAAUGGAUUUUGACAUAUAUGCUGUGUGCGGUGUCGGCCAAAGAUACGUAGAAAACAUAUCAGUGACUUCCAUGACGACAGACCCAAAACGAUGAACCCGUUCACUUUUAAAGCACAAAAGGCAUUAUGUACAUAUCUGCCGUGGUAGUGGUCAGAUUGUUUUUAUUUUGUUUCCUUCUCUUUUUUUGCUGGUUGUUUGAGUGUCAUUUAUUAGUCAAGUGGACUUUUUUUUAUUGUGUGUGUAAAAUGGGCCUAUCAGGGUUUGACUGGGAAAGUAGGCAGCUGCUAACUGUGCAUAUCUUGUAUUCCUGUGUGUCAUAAGCAGGGGUGUGUAUAUUUUAGGUUUCUAUAAGGUGUGUCUAUCUGGGAUAGCCUAAGCCUCAGAGGUCAGUGAUGUGUAUGAUUGGGGUACACUGGAAGACCGAGUGUGGGCAUUUCUUCGUGUUUGCAUUUGGGAGGAUCUGUGUGUUUGCAUUUGUCUGCAUCUCUAUGUGUGUUUGUGUACAAAUGUAUGUGAUCGUGUGUGUGUGUGUGUGAGAGAGAGAGAGCAUGUGUGUGUGUGUGCCGUGUGUUGUGUGCGUGUUAACUGUGUGUAAAUGAGUAUAUCAUUUGUCGUUUGUUCCUGUUCGUUCGCAACCGAGUAGAGCAACUGUUUUAGCAAUAACAUCUUUAGUCUAUGACUUUCCGCAAAAGACUAACACUGUCUCGUUAAGCAAUACUGGGUACUGAGAAUUAAAUGGGACAGAAUGGGAAGAAAUCUUAUUUGGAUUUUUUUAGUGUGGAAUUUCUGCCCAUGCCUUGGUUUGACUUGACCACAGACAGUAAACAGGACCUGCCCACAAAUUUAGAGUGCUGGUGGAUAUUUGGCUCUUCCAUCGUGACUUGUGCCAAGCUUUCUCUCGAUUACAUGCUAAUGCUUUCAAACGAGCCAAAAACAAAGAUGGCUGACAAAGUUGUGAAAUUGGGCACAUUGCUAAAUAGGAUCAAAAGCAGGGAAUAAAUCAACCUACACACACACACACACACACACACAGAGAGAGAGACUUUUAUGCAAAAAGUGAAAUAGUGUGAAGGACACAGGGCUAGUUCUGUCAUGAUGGACGGCAGCUUUAUCCAUCUUACAUAACGGAGGAAGAGAAAAAACCCAGUGACGGAUUAUAGAGAGAAAAAAUGAACAGAGCAGAGGAGGAGAGA
Alosa sapidissima (American shad) is the source of this 3586-nucleotide messenger RNA. RefSeq names its product leucine-rich repeat and transmembrane domain-containing protein 1 (gene lrtm1). The transcript has 3 exons. Lineage: Eukaryota; Metazoa; Chordata; Actinopteri; Clupeiformes; Clupeidae. The coding region runs from base 441 to 1544 and encodes 367 amino acids. Gene Ontology annotation, molecular function: protein binding. The record is from RefSeq and is a predicted model, not a curated record.